GAGGCCGGGCCGGGCCGGGCCGGGCUAUUGCCGCCAUGCCCCGGGACAACAUGGCCUCCCUGAUCCAGCGGGUGGCGCGGCAGGCGCGCAUCACCUUCCGCAGCCCGGCGGGCCCAGCCUUCGGGGAGAACCUGCACCGUCUGCAGCAGCUGCUGGACGAGGUGCGCGCCGAGGACUUGCACUUGGCGCCGCGGGGGCCUUCGGCCGCGGCGGCGGCGGGCGGGGGUCCGCCGUGGGCCGGCGUGGUGCCUCCCGUCAGCUACAUGCACAUCUGCGAGACGGAGAGCUUCAGCAUGGGCGUAUUUCUGCUGCGGAGCGGCGCCUGCAUCCCGCUGCACGACCACCCGGGCAUGAACGGCAUGCUGAAGGUGCUGUACGGCACGCUGCGCAUCGCCUGCAUGGACACGCUGCCCGCCGGGGCCGCCGGGGCCGCCGCUGCCCCGCCGCUCCCCGCCGCUGGCAGCGGGCCGUGUCUGCGCGCCCUUUUCCGCCCCCGCCAGCACUACACGCCCGCCUCACCGCCCUGCCUGCUCUCGCCGCACACCGACAACCUUCACCAAAUCGACGCCGUGGACGGGCCUGCCGCCUUCCUCGACAUCCUAGCGCCGCCCUACGACCCCCAGCACGGCCGGGACUGCCACUACUACCGGCUGCUGGAGGGGCCGCCGGCGGGCGCGGAGCCGCCCGCGCUGCCGCGGGAGGUGUGGCUGGUGGAGACCCCGCAGGCCGCCGACUUCUGGUGCGGGGGCGAGCCCUAUCCUGGGCCUCGCGUCUGCCUCUGAGUCGCCGCCGGCGGCCUGUGCCGGGCGGCGGCCGCUGGGGACGAUGUGCGUUCGCCCCGCCGAGAGGGGAGCUCGCCGCUCGCCGCCCCCGGCCCGGCCACCCCUCCGAGCCCGCCGGACAGCAGCACCGCGGGGACGCGGUGUUUCGUGCUGGCUAGAGCUUCGCGGGAGUGCCGUGGGUCAGAGCCUUCCUCUGAUCACGGGCUUCGUGAGUCGGGGAAAUAAAGCGCCAGAACGUGCUUAUGCACUUGAGGCCGAUGUGCGGGAGCAGCACGGCUAAGCUGCUCAGCUGAAGGGUCGGGGAAAUAUUACAGUAUCCGGUGUAAAUAAUUAGGGCCACGCAUCAGGGAGGGGAGUUCAGGCUCCAGAGGGAGAGUAAAUGCCAUAAGAAUUGUCACAGAGUGCCCGGCUUUUCCCAAUGGGGCUCCCACUGCCAGAGCCAGCUGGCACCACAGGACCAGGGGACUGUACCCACGGAGUUUGGG
Ficedula albicollis (Collared flycatcher) is the source of this 1267-nucleotide messenger RNA. RefSeq names its product 2-aminoethanethiol (cysteamine) dioxygenase (gene ADO). Lineage: Eukaryota; Metazoa; Chordata; Aves; Passeriformes; Muscicapidae. Bases 36 to 782 code for a protein of 248 amino acids. The transcript has 5 exons. The record is from RefSeq and is a predicted model, not a curated record. Gene Ontology annotation, molecular function: oxidoreductase activity, acting on single donors with incorporation of molecular oxygen, incorporation of two atoms of oxygen. Gene Ontology annotation, cellular component: mitochondrion.